Nematostella vectensis (starlet sea anemone) is the source of this 3338-nucleotide messenger RNA. RefSeq names its product zinc phosphodiesterase ELAC protein 2. Bases 372 to 2831 code for a protein of 819 amino acids. Gene Ontology annotation, molecular function: 3'-tRNA processing endoribonuclease activity. The record is from RefSeq and is a predicted model, not a curated record. Lineage: Eukaryota; Metazoa; Cnidaria; Anthozoa; Actiniaria; Edwardsiidae. The transcript is spliced from 11 exons. Gene Ontology annotation, biological process: mitochondrial tRNA 3'-end processing. Gene Ontology annotation, cellular component: mitochondrion.
CAACACCGUUGUACCGCGAGCCGGUGUCAUGGCGGACGGUAAAACUGUAAAAAUGCCGCAAGUUUGCAUAUCAUUUUGAAUUGGAAGAUACUCUUCGAAACUCACCUGGUUUCAAGCAACACGUCUUGUGCAUCAAUUGGGUCGAUACCCUUUAAACAGCAAGCGAAAUGUCGACAGAGUGAUUAUUUCUAGAUCAUAAUUAACAUUGUGUAACAUCGACUUUACAACACGAAUGAAAUGUGGUCGCUGCCUCUUACGAUUUCUGCUGUAGCAUUUCAAUCAACUAAACUUCUCUUCGGAGCUUUUUCAGUCAACAGCUACGCAGAAGAAGUCCCGUUACAUUCGGUGUCAUUAUAGUUCAAAAGUCGACUAUGAUUGUUGGGUUUUUACAGUGUAGAACUCCAUGCUUUCGGGGAUUCACGUUCAAAAGCUGUACGGGCCGCAUAGAGGAGCUAUUUACUCGUCGAUAUAACAAUAGAUGCUUGCAAUUUGAUAGAGCUAGACACCCUUUAAGAGGCAUUGGAGGCAGAUCGCUUGCAUCACCUAGCCGUAGCGUCUUCAGGGUGACUUGUAGACAUUACUGGAACGGUCCAAACUCUUGUCAAUCACUCUCUACAACUUGUAUGGGUUUGCGUGUGAUGACGUCUUGUAGACAAUAUUGGAAUGGACCUGGUGCAGGACGUUCGGUUUCUUCUAGGAUAUACCUACAGGUUAUUGGUACUGUGUCGUCACAGUCAGCACCCAGCGUUCUACUUUUUACAGACUCUCAAAGGUAUUUGUUCAAUUGUGGAGAGAGCAUUCAUAGACUGUCAUGUGACCUGGACAUAUCAAUGGACCCCGGGCGGAUAUUCCUAACUGGAAAUCAGUGGCAGCACAUUGGAGGUCUGUCUUACAUUCAGUACCAGCCACAGGCUUUAGAGCCAAAUGCUGGUAUUGAGGUCCAUGGCCCUGCUGGCACGGAAGACUUUGUUCAUAGUUUGUACACAUUCUCCAAGCGCCAUUUGGUAACUAAACCAUCCAUCACUUGCUUUGAUCAUCACCCUUCUUCACUUCCUCUGUACAAAGAUGAUAAUGUCAGCAUUCAAACUGUGAUAUUGGAGGACUCAAACCCAGCACAGGGUUUGCCAGAUGACUCUUUGUGUUUCAUAUGCAAACUAGCAGACCCUCCAGGGAAAUUCCUGGCUGAAAGAGCCCAGGAGCUUGGGAUACCUGUGGGACACAUGAGGAAGGAACUGCUAUCUGGGAAUCCUGUGGUACUGCCAGAUGGAAGGACUGUCAAACCAGACGAAGUUGUUGUGCCGCCAAAACCUGGCCAAAUAUUUGCUGUGAUUGACUGCUCCACUGCAGAGAAAUUACAAUUACUGACUAAUCACAAAUACUUCCAAGAUCACAUUGAUUGUAAACAAUUAGACCUAAUGAUUCAUAUGACACCAAUGUCCCUGUUUCAAACCAACACUUAUCAGUCGUGGGUCAGAGAAUUUGGGCCAAGAACUCAACACAUUCUCCUAAACACGGAUACUCCAGCAUGUCAAAGACAACUUCAAUUGAACAAUCGCUUACAAAGAAGACUGCACUCGAUACAGCCUACAAUAUUUUCAGCACCCCAUACGGAACAUCCAUUACACACUCAAUGGCUGGAUCUACCGGAUAACUGUGUGUCAGGGCAGAGUAGAAUGUUGUAUAAUUUCCGUCCAGUUAAUAAUGAAGGGCUUUUUUGGGAUGGUAUACCCUCCAAACCAGAUAUAUUCUGGAAAAGUAACAGUGAUCUUGAAGAAUCUGGCUCAAAUUAUAAUGAACAACAAAUGGUAGCACCUGACUCAGAACAGAGUGCAAGACACAAGGAAGAUGGGUUUAGUGUGACAUUUCUAGGAACUGGAGCAUCAAAGAUGUCUAAAUUACGGAAUACAAGUAGUAUGUUGGUCCAGAUAGGAGUGGACUCAUCUAUACUGUUCGACUGUGGGGAUGGGACUUUCUGUCAGUUGAAGCAUCAAUAUGGCAAGCAUACUGGCAAUGUGUUGGCAUCCCUCAAGAGCAUCUUUAUCUCCCACAAACACAUAGACCACCAUAUGGGACUUGUCAACCUUUUAUUCCACCGCCAAAAAGCUGCCUUGAAAAGAAAGAACUAUGAGCCUCUUGUGGUUGUCGGCCCAGAGAGGCUGCUGAAAUGGUUGGAAUAUUACAACAGCAGGCGAAACGAGUUGCAUUACAGGUUUAUCAGUUUCACCGAGGUAAAAAGCGGACAGUGCAAGAACCAACUCAAGGAUCUCGUUUCGUCUCUUGGCUUGUGCAAGCUGUCGGUGGUUCCCGUGGUGCACUGCGACGACUCACAUGGAAUCGUUAUUGCGCAUGCGUCAGGAUGGAAGCUAGUGUAUUCGGGCGACUGCUCUCCGUCAGGGUACCUCGUCAGAGAAGGUGCAGAUGCAACUCUUCUGAUCCACGAGGCGACCUUCCUACCAGAUUAUGGAGAAAAGGAGGCAAAGCUUACUGGACACAGUACGACUGAUGGUGCAAUUGAAGUAUCCAAGAGAAUGCGUGCCCGCUAUACCAUCCUGACGCAUUUCAGCCAACGAUAUAACUUGAAGAGGAUUGUCAAAUGUCGAUUCCCGCCUGGCGUCAGUGUGGCGUUCGACCAUAUGACGGUUACUAGCCAGGAUCUGCCGAGCUUGGACCGAGUACUUCCGAAUCUCCGCCGAGCGCUUUACGGAAACAAGCCACAAAGCUCUAUUAAAAAACAGAGGUGGACAAACGAUCGAUCCCCAAGCCAUUUUGAAGGCCAAACGAGAGGGGCGGUAUUAUCAAAAUCGAUUGGAAAAUCGAUCAUUGGUCGAUGAUGGCUUGGAAGCAUCAAAUGGUGUUGCUAUAGAACCUCGGCCAAAUUUUAGGCGCCAAGGCAUUAGCUCAUUGUGCUAUAGAACCUCGUUAAACCCAACUUCUAGGUGCUAAGACAUUGGUUCGUUGUGCUAUAGAACCUCGGUAAAGCCAACUCCUAGCGCCAAGGCAUUGGUUCGUUGUGCUAUAGAACCUCGGUAAAGCCAACUCCUAGCGCCAAGGCAUUGGUUCGUUGUGCUAUAGAACCUCGGUAAAACCAACUUCCAGGCGCAAAGGUAUUGAUUCGUUAUGCAGUAGAACCUCGGUAAAACCAUCUGCUAGGUGAUAAGGCAUUGAUUCGAGUUAAACCUUGUUAAAGCCAACUGCUAAGUGUUAAGGUAUUGGUUCGUUAUGCAGUGGAACCUCGGUAAAGCCAGUUGCUAGGGACUGAAGAGUAAGAUCUUGUAACCUUACUUUUUAACAUUUGAAUAGGAGAUAUAAUAUUCGCUGGUAAAAAGGUUACCGCGUUA